Ipomoea nil (Japanese morning glory) is the source of this 1114-nucleotide messenger RNA. Its product is annotated as cyclin-dependent kinase F-4-like. Gene Ontology annotation, cellular component: cytoplasm; nucleus. Gene Ontology annotation, molecular function: protein serine/threonine kinase activity; ATP binding. NCBI's taxonomy places the organism in Eukaryota, Viridiplantae, Streptophyta, Magnoliopsida, Solanales, Convolvulaceae. The coding region runs from base 8 to 1114 and encodes 368 amino acids. The record is from RefSeq and is a predicted model, not a curated record. The transcript has a single exon. Gene Ontology annotation, biological process: protein phosphorylation; intracellular signal transduction.
GUGAAAAAUGGAUAGGUACAAGAUAAUUAAGGAAGUUGGUAAUGGUAGUUUUGGAAGUGUGUGGCGAGCACAAAAUAAUGAGACUGGUGAAGUGGUAGCAAUAAAAAGAAUGAAGAAGAAAUAUUUUUCAUGGGAAGAAUGUAUGAACUUAAGAGAAGUGAAGUCUUUGAGGAGAAUGAGGCAUUCAAAUAUUGUGAAGCUAAAGGAAGUGAUCAAGGAAAAUGACAUCUUAUUUUUUGUGUUUGAAUACAUGGAGUGCAACCUAUAUGAGCUUAUGAAAGACAGAUCAAAGCUUUUCUCAGAAAGUGAAGUGAAAAACUGGUGCUUCCAAGUAUUUCAAGGUCUUGCAUACAUGCAUCAACAGGGAUAUUUUCAUUGUGACCUUAAACCUGAGAACUUAUUGGUUUCAAAAGAUUAUGUGAUUAAAAUAGCUGAUUUUGGUCUCGCUCGGGAGAUUAAUUCUGAACCACCAUACACUGAAUAUGUUUCAACACGCUGGUAUCGGGCCCCUGAAGUUCUUCUCCAGUCUCCAACAUAUGGGUGUGGUGUUGAUAUGUGGGCAAUGGGUGCAAUAAUGGCGGAACUGCUUACUCUUCGCCCUCUGUUUCCAGGCUCAAAUGAAGCAGAUGAGAUGUACAAAAUUUGCUGUGUAUUAGGGACCCCAACAAAAACCGAAUGGCCUAAUGGACUUGAACUUGCUAAUAGCAUUGGCUACCAAUUCCCAAAGGUUGUUGGCGUACAUAAUAACCUUUCUGCACUUAUACCUUCUGCCAGUGAGGAUGCAAUUAAUCUCAUUACCUCGCUUUGUUCAUGGGAUCCGUGCAAGAGGCCUACAGCUCUACAAGUCCUUCACCAUCCUUUCUUUCAGAGUUGCUUCUAUGUUCCGCCAUCGCUACGCCAUAAGGCUUCAUUGGAACAGAAACCCAAGAACGCAGGUGUACAAAGAAAGUUGGAGACGAACUAUCAAGAUCCAAACAAGGCUGUUAAGCCCCUCGAGGACUUUGUGAAGCAACAACCGAAAUACCAACCCCCCGCUAUGCUAUAUGUUCCUCGAUCAAUUCCCAAGAUAUGCUUCCAGGAAGAAAUUACUCGAUCGAGGAAAGUGGCGGGAUGA